UACAUAUCGCUGAACGUAGUAUAACGCGUUUCUUUCGCGAGUGAAGUACUAAGAAAAUUACGAGUGACUGAUUGCGUAUAUUAUAUUAUAUUACUAAAAUUAGAUAUAUAAAUAGAAUAUUAUUAAAAAAUUAAAUUAAGUUACUUUUUUAAAUCUAAUUAUUUAUGGUGAUGAAACAAUUUUAGAAAAUCAGAAAGAAUUUAAAUUGGGAUUAUAAAAAUUUUAUUAAUAACUUUAUUAAUAACUUUAUUAAUUUUAUUAAUAUAAUAUUCAAAACUGGUUAUUUUUUUAUAUCGACACAACGAUUUUUUUAUCAUUUUCUUAGAAUCGUAUAUUAUAUUUAAAACAUUUUAUAAUUAUGGAACGCUGGGCCCAAAAAUGCGCGAUUGUCACUGGUGCAGCAUCAGGCAUAGGAAAAGAAAUCACAAUCAGUCUUCUGAAGAAUAAAAUAAACGUACUCGCAUUGGACGUGAAUACAGAAAAAUUAUCAUUGUUGAAUCACGAGUGGAUGCAACUCGAAGGGUCCAAUAAAUUAUGUAUAAUGCGUUGCAAUAUAAGCAAUGAGAAAGAUCUAGAAAGAGCUUUCUCAUUUAUGGAAACUGAAUGGAAUUCUGGCGUGGAUAUUAUGGUAAACAAUGCUGGAGUUAUAGAACUUUCACGCAUCAUUGAGAGCGACAGGGCGGCAUUCGAAAAGCUGUUAAAUAUUAAUGUCCUCGCGACCGCCAUGUGCAUCAACCGGGCGGUGCGCUCAAUGCGCCAACGAAACGUCGAAGGGCAUAUUUUCAAUAUCAACAGCGUACUGGGACAUAAAAUUCCGACUACAGUCUUUUCGGAAAUCGAUGGUUGUAAUGGCUGGAACCUGUAUCCGGUUUGCAAACGUGCCAAUAUUACAUUAGCGCAGUCAGUAAAACAAGAAUUAAUAGACAUUAAAGCACCGAUUCGAAUCACUAGUAUCAAUCCAGGUUUGGUUGAAACGGAUCUAUUCAAACACUUUCCCGAACAUGUAACGGACGUUAUAAAAAAUAUGCCGAUUCUUAAACCGGAAGAUAUCGCAAAUGCUGUGAUCUAUGCCCUCAGUAUGCGACCUGAAGUGCAACGUAUUUCAAAAUAUGUCUAAUAUUUUAUCUACAAUAUAACAAUGUCACUAGAAAAAAAAUUGGAUUUUAUUACGAUUUUUCGUCUGCUAUUGAUAUAACCAAACAAAGCUCAAAUUUGAAAAAUAUUUUAAAACUUAUUGAUUUAUUAGAUAUGAUAAUAUACGAUAGGAGAUAAUUCUACAUAUAAAAAUAAGCAAAUAUAAUUUUUCUCAUUUCGAUAAUUGUUACAAAUAACUAAAUAAAUUUACUCACUGACGAAAAUAUUCAUUCAAUGACGAAAAGAAUUUUAACCAAUUUUAAUUGAAAAGAUAAUUAUUAUUCUGAUUUUUAUUUUUUUUUUUAUUUUGAUUAUGACAAUUAUACUCCUUAUUUAGAAAAAAUGAACGGCCGACAAUUUAAAAAAAAAUAUGGAACAUCGUAAAAAAAAUUUCUCGUUAUCACAAAUAAUACUUGACCUAUUCGUAAUCAGACCUAUUUACAAUUCGUGCGAAACGAUCGACACUGGUGUAAGCGUUUCAUUUCGAAGCCUGAUUACGCGCUAUUGAUUACAAACUGUGAAUUGGCGAUACGCAGCCGCACCAUAAUUACAAGGCUCGUGGCUCCUUAGGAUUCAAUGAUUGAUGCUAUUAUUGGACUACGUGAUCGGACUCCGUAUUAAUUCGUGAGCAACAGUUGCUAACUACAAGUCUUCCCCCUUAACCAAUGAUCGAAGAGGGGGGAGGGUUAUCUCUAAUUAGCCGUAAUUAUUAUCGAACAGCGAGAAAGGGGGGGACGUUCCAAAGCGCGCAACGGGGGCCCCCUGCCAUUAAAUAUUCCGCAUACGUGGCCAAAGCAUAUUUCUUGCGUUGAUUAAUGCGCAGGUCCAAUAUAAUUUACGUAAUGCGUUCGCUAAUAGACCGCGGCUCGCGAUUUCGUUAAAUACACGGGGGGCGCACUCGAAAUUUCGAUCGCAAUUUAUCGCGGACGCGGAGGAUGUCAAACGUCCACGCAUUAAUUGACCGAUUCACUGCGAGGCCGGUGAAAAUUCAAUUUCCGCAGGAACAGGACGGAAGCUAAUACUCACCGUUAGUUUUCUUUCCAAUUUUUUUUCUUUUUUCUUUUUUUUCUUUUUUUUUUUUUUUGUGAAUCGUGAAUGUUUUCGAAAGGAAGUCAAACGGGAGUUUCGUAACGUUGUUGAAAAUUUAAUUUAUUGCGUUAACGUGUUCACUGUUGGAUCGGUGGAUAGUGAUCGAUGUAGAAGUUUGGGUUAACGGUAUCUCUUUCGUUUUGUAUAUGUAUAUAUAUUACAUGUAUUUGAUUUGUUUGACUCUGUGUAGAUACAGAUAUCAAUAUGUAAAUUAAGUCGUUCGAUUUUAUUUUUAUGGAAAUUUAUAAAUGAAAUUUAUAAUUCAUUAAGAGUACUUAAUUAAUUAAGUGAUUUCCUUGGCUAAGCAGUUAAUAUUGUUGUUUAUUGAAAUUUUUAUUUAAGAUGAAACUCAUUAUUUGUAUUUAUGUAAUUAAAAUAAUAUAUUAUAAUAAUUUAAUGUAUGUGUUAUGUAAUUAUUUUAAUAAUAAUAAUGAAAAUAUAUAAAUAACAACAGGAUUAAUUAUAUAUUAUUCGAUUCUUAAUAUAAAAACAAAAAAAGAUAAUAAUAAAAUAGAUAAUAAUAAAUAUAUUAAUACGGCCAUACAUUGUAAAAAUUUAAAAUAAAAAUUUCUCAAUGCCAUGACGAGUAAGAAUAUUAAUACUGAUAAUACUAAUAUAUAUUUAAUUUUUUGAGAUAAUUAAUUAAUAUUCACAAAAUUUUUAAAUUUAUAACUUAAAAAAUAUUCUUUUGUAAAGAUUUUUAGAAUGAAAAUCUGAAGUCAGGCACAAAAGAUAUACUUUUCUUAGAUUUUCAUAAAUGCUUGCAUAUAGCAUCUUUUAAAAUAUGAAAUUUUAAUAGUUUUCUCGAUAUACUUUGGGGUUUUCUAUAAAAAUGUUAAAUGUAUCAUUUACAGAUAAUUAAAAGUUUACAUUAAUAUAAAAAAUAAAAAUAUAAUGGCAAAGUGUAAAAUUAAUUCCCAUUGGAAAAAUGUAUAAAUAAAUUGAAUCGACUUGUUAAUUAUUACUAUUUAUUAGUAAUAUAUACUAUUUAUUAAUAUAUUUGAUAAUAAAAAGUGCAAAUGAAAGAGUAUAAAAAAAAAAAAAGAACAAAGAUUCACUACGAGAAGUCGUAACGCUCGAUGAGCUUGGACGUCAAUGUACGAAUGUACAUUUGCUCAACGAUGGGAUGCACGCAAAGUUUCAACAACCAAGGCAAAAACUCACAUUGUGCACAGGUUUACCGUCACCCAAGGUAUCUCGGUGCACGAGACAGUUAAGGUGUCAAACAACUUCCAACGAGCUUCGAGUAGUUUAGAAUUUCGUUCACAGGAUGCUCCCCUUGCACGCUAUACUUUUCACGGUUAAUAACUUUCCACCUUUUUAGCUGUUUAGUAAUCUGUCAUAAUAAAAAUGCGAUUUACGAAAAAGUUUUUUAUACGCGUAAAGUAAAUUUUUUGCAUAGGACGUUUAGUUGAACCUUCCGUGUUACGUCAGAAAGUUUGCAAAAUUCUGUAUUUGACAUGAAGUGUUUCUAAAAGGAAAAAAAAAUCGAUGUUUUUCACUCUUUCUUUCUCUUAUCCUCUUGUUAUGUAUGAAACUUCAAUAAAGAUUUAUUUCAACUGUACAUAUUGAUUUUAUAAAUAAUUCAAAAUGUAAUUCAAAUGCAAAUAUGAAAUCGAUGUUAUAUACGUGUUUGUAUAGACGCAUAUAUGUACGUGUAUAGAUGUUAUAAUAAAAGCAAUUGGAAAUCGA
This is a messenger RNA of Apis cerana (Asiatic honeybee), 3915 nucleotides long. Its product is annotated as farnesol dehydrogenase. NCBI's taxonomy places the organism in Eukaryota, Metazoa, Arthropoda, Insecta, Hymenoptera, Apidae. The record is from RefSeq and is a predicted model, not a curated record.